Messenger RNA from Penicillium soppii, 1503 nucleotides. RefSeq names its product Ty1/Copia family ribonuclease HI. The transcript has a single exon. Bases 1 to 1503 code for a protein of 500 amino acids. The record is from RefSeq and is a predicted model, not a curated record. Lineage: Eukaryota; Fungi; Ascomycota; Eurotiomycetes; Eurotiales; Aspergillaceae.
AUGGCUCAACAAAUCGAGGAUCUGAAUGCACAAAAGACAUACACUCUGGUACUCAAACCAAAACGUGCGAGCGUUCUACCUGGCAAGUGGGUGUACACUGUGAAAACAAACACCUACGGAUUUGUUAAUACCUUCAAAGCACGCUGGGUUGUGUGUGGAAAUUUCCAGCAAAAGAAAGAUGACCGGGAAGAUUGCUAUGCCCCUGUGGUCUCCGAAGCACUGAUCAAGAUCGUGCUAAGCCUUAUUGCUAUCUACAAUCUGAAAUGGAGGCAGGUUGACUUCACUGCAGCAUAUUUGAAUGCUUCCCGUGCUCACAGAGAGGUUGUGUAUAUGCAGCAGCCCUCUGGUUUCGAAUAUCAUGACGACGAAGGAGGGAUCAAGUCCUGGGUGUGCUCCCUAGACCAAGCUUUGUAUGGUCUUAGGGACUCUGCAUUCUUAUGGAACGAAGAGCUAGACAAGACCCUUUGUGGUAUGGGGUUCCAACCAAUGGAAGAUGACCCCUGUGUUUACAAGAAAGGUGUCGGAGCAAAGAUGACCAUUCUAAUGCUUCAUGUUGAUGAUUUCAUUGUUGCUGCUCCUUCUGAUAAAGAGAUUGACGCCGUGAUCGCUCAACUAAGCAAGCAUUACCCCCUAAAAGACCUCGGUGAACCGAAACAGUACCUUGGCUGCUUGCUGGAGCGAGACUACGACGCCGGGACUAUUCGGAUGUCCCAGAAAGCCUAUGUCCAAAAGAUCCUGCACAAAGCAGACAUGUUGCACUGUAAAGGAAGGAGUAUCCCAUUACCGGCGACAUGGAACUGGUCCGAAGGCCACGAGGAUGCAACCUCGACCCUCGAAGACAACAACGACUACUUGUCAGUUGUGGGAAGUCUGAACUGGUUGGCAAUGCGUACGCGCCCCGACAUCAGGUUCUAUGUUACAAAGCUACAACACAAAUCUGCGAAUACCACUAUUCACGACCAAGAAGCCAUGGUGCAGGUCCUUCGUUACCUCCGAGAGCAUCCAGAUCGUGCGAUCACACUCGGAAAGAAGAAGGAGUUACAGUUCUAUGCCUAUGCCGACGCUUCACACGGAGACAAUCUGAACUACAAGUCAACUGAGGGCGCAGUCUGGUUCUUUGGAGGUAGUCCAAUCCAAUGGUCAACCAGGAAACAGACUAUUAUGGCCCCGUCAACCACGGCCGCCGAAUGGUGCGCACUUGGUCAGCCUGCACGGGACGGCAUGUGGCUUCGCAAACUUGCCAUAGCCUUUGGUUUUCCCAGAGCAAGCGAUCCGUUGGUGAUCUACACAGAUAACAUCAACACUCAGCUACUCUUGAACAAGAAGACUGGUCGCAACUCGACAAGAUGGCUUAACAUGCGAUAUUUCUUUGUGAAAGAUGCUGCUGCCAAGGGCUACAUUGACCUCGAAAGGGUUGAGAGCAAGGCCAACGUGGCGGAUGGUUUCACGAAGCCACUCGGAGAAGAAGCGUUCCCCGGAUUCAUCACACAGCUAGGGAUGUGA